CAGAGAGAAGUAGAAUGGAGUAUAUGAAAGACCAUUUUGUACAAAUGAUUAUAUUUUGUUGCCUACAUUGGCUUUAAUUUUGUUUAUGGAUGCCUGAAAACUUAUUUCUACUUUGAUUUUACUCCCCAGAACAUUUAACUUGCUACAAAUAUGCUUCGAGUCAGAUGAGAUGAAGCACAGCAUGGGAAUACAUCUCAAAGGAGCAACAUGAAAAUGAUGAGUUCAUCUGAGCUUAAACUGGACUGCAGACACCACCUAUGAAAUGCAUCCUUACAGAUAUGUUUGGGCAAUGGAAACUGAUUAGUGUUACAAUCCCAGACUCAAACAUUCAGAUUUCAUUCAGCCAUGUGGAAAAUAGAUGCAAACUGCAUUUUGGUGCUCAAUGGCCAACUAUCACAUGGAAGAUGAGGGGAGGGCCUUAAGACCCCAAUGAAGAAAAUGAGUAUAAACAUGAGUAAGUCCAGAGAUACAAGCACAUUAUUGGACAGCAUUCUGUGAGUAUGUUAGUUGCUUAUUUAUCUCAACAAGACUGCAUGGCACCUAACAUGACUGAGAACAUAAUUGUGUAGAUUCAUCUUAAAUUCAAAAUGAAUUCAAAGCAUUUCAAAAUGGUUAUAAAUCAUUUGGGAGAAGAGUACCAUGGAAAAACUAGAAGAAAGCAAAUAUUCAUUGAGCAGAAGAAGAGGAGGGUCUGCACAGAAUGGAGAAAAACAUGUUCUCGCUUGGCGGCACAGAGCAGGAGGAGGAAAGAGAGCCAGCUGUUCAAGGAGUUAACUGCUUUGUUGCCCCUGGACUCGAGUAUGGAUGGUCAGCGAGACAAAGCUUCUGUCAUAAGACUCACAAUCGCAUACAUGCACCUGAGAGGCCUUCUCAACUCCUCUGCUCUUCCUAUGAUGACAAAGUCCUCUCCAUCUUUACCAGGAGUUUCGGCUAAAUCUCAUGAGAGGGGGUUGCUUGAUUCUGCCCUCGGAGGCUUUGUGGUGUUGUUGUCUUUGAAUGGCAAGGUCAUCUUCACCACUAAGAAUGUCACUACACACACUGGAAUUAACCAGAUGGAUUUGAUUGGAAGAAGUUUGUUCGAGUUUAUGCAUCCAUGUGAUCAGGUGGAGGUGAAAGAUAUCCUCACAAGACUGAUUGGAAACCAAGGAUGGCAGGACUGUGAAGUCUUCCUCAGAAUAAAAAGUGGAGUAAACCAGAAGCUGGCUUCAUGGAAAAUUAUUCAGUGCACUGGAAAGAAAAAGUCAUCUAGUACAUCAGGAUCCAGCUGUCUGGUUCUUCAAUGCAGGGCUCUGCCAAUGGAGGAAAUCAUUGAAAUGGAUGCAACGCUGAAUAUAAGUGCAUUUCUGAGCGUCCACAGCCCUGACAUGAAGUUUACCUACUGCCACUCAAGAGUUGUGAAGUUGAUUGGCUUUAGAGACACGGAGCUGAUUGGCCAAUCCGUGUACCAGUACUAUCACCCAUCUGACUGCCAGCAAAUCCACAAAGCACACAUCUGCUUGCUCUCCAAGGGACAAGCGUCGACUGGGAAAUAUCGACUACUGCACAGAGAUGGUGGCUAUGUGUGGGCAGAGACAGACGCGUCAGUGGUGUGUAACAGUCGCACUGGCACACCAGAGAGUGUCGUCUGCAUCAAUUACAUUCUUAGAUCAUCACCAACACAUCCCCUGUCCAUGUACUGUAUGUUUCACUACAGCGGAAUAGAGCAGCCCGAUGUGGCAUUUUUACUGGAGCAGACAAAGCAACUGCUGAAACCAUUUGACUCCCUUUGCUCAGAACACCAGACUGUCCCGCUGUCUGCAGCCCUGCAAGAUGGACACAGUCCCAGAACCGGAACAACAGCAAUCCAACACAACAAUUUGGAAGCAUCCCAAAACCAAAGAGGGGGUAACAGACAGGAAGAUCAUGAAUGCUCCGAGAUGACACAUAAAACUGAGGGGUGCUGCCAUUUUAUGUGUGAUCUGUGCGAGCUAGACUUAGACAGUUUGGCACCAUAUAUUCCCAUGCAUGGAGAAGACUUUCUGCUUACUCCCAUUUAUGACGGGACAAUGGAUAGCCCUGAACUGAAUGUGUAUGGUCUAUCACUAGACAGUCCACAAUCUAAACUCAACCCUCAAUUUCAAAAUCUUGAGGGAACAGUCUUCGUACCUGUGAAGAGCCUUACACACACCCAACAAAGCAUCAGUCACUAUUUUCAAACAAACAGGUUCAGCGAUACAUCUAAGCUGAUAUCAACCAAGCAGUGGAAUGACAGCCAAGAAAUUGUGAACAGAAUUUCAAAGAUUCAGUAUAAUUACCAACCCCUCUCAACUGAAAGUGAGACUCGUCAUUGGAGGAAAAACAUGAAAGUCUUGCAACAUCCCAGUAGAACACACUAUAACUAUGAUGGAUCAACAACAAUACCAUGUGGCAGAGUCCAGAAUACACUGGGAUCAAAGUUCAAAUCACUUCAGGUCUCAAAGAAUCCCAUGCAUCAUGAAGUGGCUUCUCCUCAGAACAGAAGACAUCACACUGAUGGGAAAAUACACCCAACACCUUUCACUCUGCCUGUGCUGAGCAGGUGGGAGUGUGAGGUCAACGCUCCUCUUGACCCCACGUCUUAUUUGCUCCAAGGGAAUGAACUUACAGCUGUUCUGGACCAAGUGGCUUCAAGAGUGCCUUUGUGGUGACAUGAAACAAAAUACAUAGAUCUACAAUGGACAUUUUGAUACAG
This is a messenger RNA of Xyrauchen texanus (razorback sucker), 2710 nucleotides long. It is a transcript of the gene hif1al2, whose product is annotated as hypoxia inducible factor 1 subunit alpha, like 2. Gene Ontology annotation, biological process: regulation of transcription by RNA polymerase II; cellular response to hypoxia. Bases 588 to 2666 code for a protein of 692 amino acids. The transcript is spliced from 15 exons. NCBI's taxonomy places the organism in Eukaryota, Metazoa, Chordata, Actinopteri, Cypriniformes, Catostomidae. The record is from RefSeq and is a predicted model, not a curated record. Gene Ontology annotation, molecular function: RNA polymerase II transcription regulatory region sequence-specific DNA binding; protein dimerization activity; DNA-binding transcription factor activity, RNA polymerase II-specific.